Molecule: messenger RNA, 1814 nt
Organism: Andrographis paniculata
Lineage: Eukaryota; Viridiplantae; Streptophyta; Magnoliopsida; Lamiales; Acanthaceae
Exons: 6
Coding region: 1-1602 (533 amino acids)
Biological process (GO): proteolysis
Molecular function (GO): cysteine-type peptidase activity
Source: RefSeq, a predicted model, not a curated record
AUGUUGCAGGAAGCAGCGCAGGAAAUUGCGGCUUUGAAGGUGGAGCUGCGGAAGAAAGACACUGCAAUUGCCAGACUUGCUCAUAAAUUACAAAGAUCUAGAGCCGGUGUUGUCGAUGACGACAGUGAAGGUGAGGGUGAGGACGAGAGCGAUGGCGAGGAGGGUGAUGCAAACUAUGGGGAUGAAGAGACAGCAGACCGGAUGGCUGUGGAGUCUGAGAGGAAAGAGAAGCAGGCCGACAUGGAGGAGAAGCAAGGUCAGGAGGAGGAGAGUCAGGGUGAAGAGGAGGAGGAGGAGGAGAAGGAGGAAAAAACUGGGGAGGAGGAGAGGCAGACUGAGGAGGAUCCCGAGGAGGCAGCGGAAGAGCAAGCGAAUACCGAGCGCCGAAGCAAAAAAAAAAUGGACAUCCUUUUGGCCGAAGUUGAUCCGAUAAACGAGUCAGAUGACGAAGGGGUUGGUAGCCUGCUAGAGUUUAACCAAUUGAUGGCCAUUGUUCCUUAUGUUGCACCGAUAGAUGUCAAGCAGGGCGAUGACUCCGACCGUGAGACUUGUAGCAGGGCCGCAGAUUCAUCGAUUGUACGUGGUGUAAUGGCACGUAAGGAUCGGAAGAGAAAGAAGAAGCCUGAAUUCGUGACACCCGUGUCGACACCGCGAAUUGAGAAAGCGAGAAGAACACGGAGGGCGAAAGGAAAGUCAGCGGUCGACGUCAAUAAUGAGCAGGAACCAUUUGUCGUCGGCGACGACGGGGACUCGGAUGCUAAGGUUGUAGCAGACCCUGGAGCACAAAAGUGGGAGGGAUAUCGCAAUAACGACAGCUACUGUGGAAAGGGUUCCUUAUCUGAGGAUGAGACGAACACCAUUGAACAUUUUCUCGCGUCAUUCGCUGUCCGGGACACUGUAUGGCAGCAGGGCGUCGUGUCUGUCUCGGCCGAUGCCGUUUUAGAACUACUGUUUGACGAAGCUGUGAAAGGCGAAGUCAUCGACGCGUACCUAUAUCAUCUAUGCAGCAAUGAAUAUCAGCUCCAACACAAUCCGCAGGUGCGGUGUGGUUGUGUGCCAUGGUUCGUAGCGAAAGCCGUGAACGACGCGCUAUCACGACCAAGCAGGGGAGCGAAAAAGCCGAGCAUCAAUAAGGGUAAUGUACUCGCGUUUGCCAACUCGCUGCAAGUGACCGUAGGCCAAGAGAUUGCCGGAAUCAUGGACAAAAUCCGGUCUGGGUGCCGGUACAUAUUUCUACCCGUACACACCCGGUUCCACUGGCAUCUCUGCAUACUGGAUACCGUCAAACGUGUUGUGUUGGAGUGUAACUCAAUGCGCGACCCCUUCGGGCAGGGGAAUGCAAAGAAAUUGACGCGAUUUUUAUCGUUGUAUAUGAACGCGUCACGACUAUGGCCUAUGGUCAGCGACAUGCCCGAGUACAUUAGAUGCCGACACCAGGGUGAAACGUUGGACUGUGGACCUUUAGUCUGCAUGUUCGCAGAGUGUUAUGCGCGGGCAGGUCCAGAUGUCAAUGUCGUUGGUGUCCUCGGCGAGGACUUCGGCGAUGUCAAGAGCUACCGAGGCACGAUUGCGGCGAGGAUAUUGAAAGGUCCCCCCUUCUGAAACGUAGACCCCGAUGGAAAAAUAGGGCAGGUUAACACAUGUAAUGAAUUUGGAUUGAUUUGGGAAGUUUUUGCGUUGUGUGGCGAGGUGAUGGAUUUGUUGAAUGUCUUCAGUUUGGAUUGAUCUGGGAAGUUAUUGUGUUGUGUGGAGGUGAUGGAUUUGUUUAAUGUCUUCAAUUUGGAUUGAUCUGGGAAGUUAUUGCAUUGUGUAUC